UGAUCAGCAGGAUGGCACUUGCACCACAGAAUGUACAGACUUAAUGCCUGGAUCUGCUGUGAAUCAGAAGCUACAUCUGGAAAGUAGCAAUACAAAUCUGACUCUCCAGGGAUGCGCACAGCGAUGAAAGCAGGCUUGGAUGACAAAAUGACAGAUACUGACAACUUGGAGAGAAUAUUACCAGAAUGGGAGAAAAACUUAAAGGAUAUAAAAAUACCUGCUUGUUUUAACAAGAUGCCCCAAGAGACUGGGAAGACUUUCCCCCACUCCAAACAAAUUGGGAAUUACCUAGUAGGCAAAAUGAUCAACAAGGGCUCCUUUGCCAAGGUGAUGGAGGGGCUGCACAUCCCCACAGGGGAGAAGGUAGCCAUUAAAGUCAUUGACAAGAGAAAAGCCAAGCAGGAUUCUUACGUUUUAAAGAACAUGAAGCGUGAGCCACGGAUACAUGAGAUGAUCAAGCACCCCAAUGUUGUUCGGCUAUAUGAGACCUUGGAGACUGACAACUCCUAUUACAUGGUGAUGGAGCUGUGCCUUGGUGGGGACCUCCUGGACAAAAUUUGUGACAAAAAGAGGCUGGCAGAAAGGGAAGUAAGAAGGUACACCAGGCAAAUUCUGUCUGCAGUAGAGCACCUGCAUUGCCAGGGGAUUGUUCACAGGGACCUAAAAAUUGAAAAUUUUCUUCUUGAUGAGAACAACAACAUCAAAAUCAUUGAUUUUGGUCUGAGCAAUACCAUGAAGUUUGAUGGUCUCUCCCAGGAGCUGUUACAUACUCAGUGUGGAAGUCCAGCUUAUGCUGCCCCAGAACUCCUUGCUCAUAGAAAAUAUGGUCCAAAGGUGGAUGUCUGGUCCAUAGGUGUAAGCAUGUUUGCUAUGCUAACUGGCACGUUACCUUUCACGGUGGAACCUUUUAAUAUCAAGCAACUACACCAAAAGAUGUUAAUUGGAGAAAUCAGCCCUAUUCCAUCAGAUAUCUCCCCUGGAGCUGUACACUUCAUGCAGUCCUUACUUGAGCCUGACCCCGCUAAGAGGCCUGGAGUCACAGAAGCAAUAAAAGACAAAUGGCUGAACGAGGGCUUCACCAGGAAAAUACUGAAUGCUGCUACCUAUGAGAACAGACGUUGCCCCCAUGAAUUGAAUCCUGUUGUUUUAAACUACAUGACAGAAAUGAUGGAGUUCAGUCUUUCAGAAGUUAUCAACAUUUUAAUAAAGAAUAGACCCUCUCCUGCCAUGGCUUCUUAUUGCUUAUUGCUGAAGAAACUGCUCAGGUACCAGAAAGACCGCAAAAGAGCCCAGAGGGAAAAUGAAGUAGAAAAACACAGUAUUAACCCUGAUAAACAUUUGAAUAAGGAGUCAGAAAUUCAGAUUUCCCAGAAGGCUGAAAUGGGCACUCUGGAAGACCUCAGGAAUUACGGCAAUAGGGCUUUUCCUUCUGUACUAACCCUGGCAGUGCCAGAUGAUAUUCAGGAAGAUGAGAUCGCAAUUACAUUGGAAAACCAAGAAAACUUGCCAGAAGGCAGAGAGUUGGUCCACCUUGGACCUCCUAAGUCAUCAAGCAAAAGUAUGCCAUGUGAGCCCAUGUAUCUGCCACUUUUGGACUUCCAGGAGAAUCUGAAUAAUUUUGAAGACUUGACUGAAGCUGGAAAACCAUGUCUUCAUGAGAAAUCACAUUCCACACCAAAAAAUAACCAACCUCCCUCUUCAAAAGCCCAAGCAAUAACAUGUACAAGCAAAGCACCUCCCCCAUCCCUAUUGGAAAACAGGAUUAUUACCAGGAGUCCUUUGCCUCAUCAGGACAUGAGGUUUAAAGCCUUUCUGAAGGCAGUAGAUGACAAUAUUUACAUACCAACACAGUGGCACCUUGAUAAAGAGGUCUCUGACCUCCUCGUGAUUGACUCUCCCCAGAUGUCGCCUUUCCCCAGGCUGCGACAAGCUGCCCCGAGAGAAACGCUAGCUAGAAAGAUAUCCUGGCUGGGGACAUCACAGCAACAUACAAAUAUAUGCCCUCUAGUUUUAGUCGAUGGUUCAAAACCACCAGCCUUCCCCAUGUCCCAGCAGCAAACUAUUACCAUAAGAAGUAUGAGGCAGUCUAAAGAAAACCCAACUCAUUUUCUCAACAAGAAAACUAAGAAAAACUUUAUCCAACUCAGACACACACCUAAACCCACAGAUUUAAAUCUUCCAGUUUUAUCUCCACCGUACCAAACUAGGUUGGGGGAAAAAGCAGAGAUUCUAAAGUUAAACUUUGCAUAA
Molecule: messenger RNA, 2250 nt
Organism: Tyto alba (common barn owl)
Lineage: Eukaryota; Metazoa; Chordata; Aves; Strigiformes; Tytonidae
Product: hormonally up-regulated neu tumor-associated kinase homolog A-like
Exons: 9
Coding region: 112-2250 (712 amino acids)
Biological process (GO): protein phosphorylation; intracellular signal transduction
Cellular component (GO): cytoplasm
Molecular function (GO): protein serine/threonine kinase activity; ATP binding
Source: RefSeq, a predicted model, not a curated record